AUGGCUUCCGGAAAAACUAUUUACCUUGCAUUAUUGGCGGUUGCAGCGACGGAAGUGACAUCAUGGACCAUAGACUUGCCUUACGCGCGAAAAUUGUUUUUCAGUCAGAACAGGGACGAAAAUGCUAUUCAGAUAUCUAACGACACGAAGUAUUAUAAUAACGUUGAACCGAAUAGUUUCCAUAAUGCUGAUGAUUAUUAUUACAAUAAAUAUGUGAAUGAAAAUAAAGAUGACGAUUUUGACAACCGGGGCUAUGCGGAGGCUUACAAACAUGAAGGUUACAUGGAAAAGAAAGUUCACGAUAUAGUGCGCAAAGGCAGCAUUUAUCUGGACGGCUUGAAGCGCUCACUUGAACGUUAUGCUGAAGUCUUGAAGAAUUGCAGCCGAAUGGGCUUUAACGAGACGAGAAACUCAACCAACCUGUCUUCCAGAGGCCGCGCUCCCCCCUCCCCAUUCCCCUCCUCCAACUUCACCCAAACCAGCGACUUCCAAACGUCCAAUUACUCCCCAUCAGACGUGCCCCAAUUCAAUUUCACUUCGACUAACUUCUCCGAGUUGAACCCUGGGUUCUCUAACCGGGACUCCAUGGAAAUGUGCGCAAGGGCCACUAAGAGACGAGAGCAUGUGAGAAGGCUGACGGAUUUGGCGUUAUGGGCGACGAAGAGACUGGAGGAUAACGUAUACGAUGCUAAAUAUAAUAAGUAUUACGAGCAAGAAGAAAACGAGUUGCUGUUGAAGCUAGCGUGGUUUCUGGACAGACUGGCUCAUUACACGGGCUAUGAGCCAAAUGUACAAGAGUUCGUCGACCAGACUACUACUGCCAAACCCCCCACAAACCUGCUCCCAUCAAUUCAACUACCAUUCGACAACGUACCUCGUGACGUGGUGCAAAGGAUGAUGGAUUGCAUGAAGUCAAACUCUUCGGAGCCAGCCACGGAGAGGUGCCGGUACCCGCUGCCGCUGCCCGAGUUGGUCCAACGAGCGUAUGAGAGCAGAGAUCCCAGUUUUGCUAACAGCAGACCUCAAGAUCCUACCUUGAGGGUGAUAUCACCGCCCAAUUCUGAUUCUCUCCCAGAAUCUUCAUCGUUGGAACUUCUUUUGACAGCCGAUACGGCUGCCGCCAAAAAUUUCGCGCCAAAAUCUGAAAUGCCAGGUGUCAAUAUAAAAACCGUCAGGAAACGGUCUAUAGACGAGGAGAGUCCGCUUUUGAAACUAAUGAAAUAUUACGGAAAACACAAAGUCUGGGUUAAUUCAAAUCCUUUGGAUGCGACUGAGAUUAAUAGCAACCGGAAUUUCGAAGUUCCUAAUCAAUUACCAGUAAAAUCCGUCCAGAAACGAUCUUUGUUCAAAAAACAUAUUCAUUUAAGAAUACCCGAAAAACCGUUUCACGCUUUACGAGAUCACAUGAAGAAAGAAGCCGGAAUCCAUUACGAGAAAAACAAAGAGCAAAUAAAACUAAUUAAAGGGACUUUAGAGAAAAUGCGGCACACAGCUUCUUUGACUGUCAAACAUAACCUCAAAAAAUUUGAUCACGUCGUGAAGAAAAUACAUAAAAGGUCUGUUGGAUAUGGUAGAAAGUUUCUUCCGAGGAUUUCAGAAAAUCCGUAUCAGGAUUUGAGUUAUUACUCGAAGAAUGCGAAAGGUGUGGAAUAUAAUUAUGACCCAGCACAAGCGGCCUUGGUGAGACUUGGCUUAGAGCAGAUAUUUCAGACUGGUAACAUUGAGGUGGUUAGACGUUACGGGUCCAAUUUCAACCCAUUAGAUCCAAAUCCCUUCUUCUCCGGACUUAUUAGAGCCAGCUUGGAUGUUUAGUGAAGUUUCAGUGAUUCGUA
Amyelois transitella is the source of this 1832-nucleotide messenger RNA. RefSeq lists its product as uncharacterized. The record is from RefSeq and is a predicted model, not a curated record. The transcript is spliced from 6 exons. Bases 1 to 1812 code for a protein of 603 amino acids. NCBI's taxonomy places the organism in Eukaryota, Metazoa, Arthropoda, Insecta, Lepidoptera, Pyralidae.